Molecule: messenger RNA, 1737 nt
Organism: Aspergillus glaucus CBS 516.65
Lineage: Eukaryota; Fungi; Ascomycota; Eurotiomycetes; Eurotiales; Aspergillaceae
Product: amino acid permease
Exons: 3
Coding region: 1-1737 (578 amino acids)
Biological process (GO): amino acid transmembrane transport
Cellular component (GO): membrane
Molecular function (GO): amino acid transmembrane transporter activity
Source: RefSeq, a predicted model, not a curated record
AUGGCAGACGACACGAUUCACAAAGUCACGACGAAAUCAUCCAGCGAGUCUGCCUCAGAUUACGGCGAGACUAAAGUUCACCAAUCAAAUAUUGGCCGAAGAAUAUGGGACAGUUUCAAGCCUAAUCCAAAUUCCCUGACCAACACCGUUCCCGGCGCGGACGUUGAAAAUGCCGCGGAAAAUACAGCCAAUUCUCCACUGGAGCGUCGCCUCAAAGGUCGCCAUAUGCAAAUGAUCGCUAUUGGAGGUUCCAUUGGUACCGGCCUAUUUGUGGGUUCCGGGUCUGUUCUAGCUACUGGAGGUCCGGCGUCUUCGCUUAUCGCUUACGGAUUGAUCGGUUUCAUGAUGUACUGCACCGUGCAUGCCCUAGGUGAAAUGGCCGUUCUCUACCCCGUCGCCGGCUCGUUUUCACACUAUGCAACGCGAUUUAUAGAUCCGGCAUGGGGUUUUAGUAUGGGAUGGAACUAUGUUAUGCAAUGGCUCGUGACACUUCCGUUGGAAAUCGUUGCUGCUUCAAUAACUGUCGAUUACUGGCAUCCCAACGUGUCGAAUGCUGCAUGGGUUGCGAUAUUUUGGAUAUUGAUUAUACUGAUUAACCUAUUUGGUGUCAAAGGCUAUGGUGAAGCAGAAUUUGCUUUUUCUUUAAUCAAGGUUGUUGCCGUGGUUGGUUUUAUCAUCCUUGGCAUUGUUCUUAAUUGUGGCGGUGGUCCUCAGGGUGAGUAUAUUGGUGGGAGGUACUGGCAGAACCCAGGAGCCUUUAACAACGGAUUCAAAGGUCUUUGCAGUGUCUUUGCCAAAGCUGCAUUUGCAUUUGCAGGCACGGAAUUUGUUGGUCUAACCGCCGCUGAGACUGCCAACCCACGCAAAGCUCUUCCAACGGCUAUUAAACAGGUCUUCUGGCGCAUUAUUCUGUUCUACCUUGUAUCUCUCACCAUUGUGGGCCUUCUGGUGCCAUACAAUGAUCCGAAACUCAUGUCAGGCAAUUCCGAUGCCGACGCCAGCGCCUCACCAUUCGUGAUUGCAAUCAAGAACGCCGGCAUCUCAGUCCUCGACUCCAUCAUGAACGUUGUAAUCAUGAUCGCAGUCCUAUCAGUCGGCAAUUCCUCUGUCUACGGAUCCUCACGAACCCUCGCAGCCCUAGCAGAGCAAGGCCAAGCACCCCGAUUCCUAGCAUACAUCGACCGCAAGGGCCGUCCCUUAUGGUCCCUACUUGUUGUAUCCGCAUUCGGCCUCCUAGCCUUCCUAGCCGCCUCCGAUAAACAGGCCGUCGCCUUUGAAUGGAUGUUAGCCAUCUCCGGCCUCUCCUCCAUCUUCACCUGGGCCUCAGUAUGUCUAUGCCACAUUCGCUUCCGCCGCAGUUGGAAACUACAAGGGCACUCCCUAAAUGAAUUACCAUUCCGCUCGCAACCAGGAAUCGUCGGUUCAUAUGCUGGAUUCAUCCUGAAUUGCCUGGUGCUUGUCGCGCAGUUCUGGGUUGGAUUUGCGCCGGUUGCGUAUGGGGAGAUGACUGCCUCGGAGAGAGUUUAUAAUUUCUUCUCCGUGUAUUUAGCUGCACCAGUUGUGUUGGCGUUUUAUAUUCCUUAUAAGAUAUAUUAUCGCACGCCGUUUAUUCGCGCGAAGGAUAUGGAUUUGCAUACUGGGCGGAGAGAUUUGGAUAUUCAGUAUUUGAUUGAGGAGGAGCGUGCUGAGCAGGCGGCGUGGCCGGUAUGGAAAAAGGUUUAUAAAGUGUUUUGCUAA